AUCUCGAUACCGAAAAUUGCUCCAAUGCUCUCGGCCUCCGUCGCCCUCUCCGCCGGCUCUGCCGCGAUCACCGCGCCCGUCGCCGCCCCGGGGCGCGGCGCCGUCCGUGCCGCUGCGCCUGCGCUCAUGGACAAGUCUGGCCUCGAGGGCUUUGCUAAGGAGCUCAACCCCGUCGUCGGCUACUGGGACCCGCUCAACCUCUCUAACGGCGAGUUCUGGGGCGACUCGAACUCAGCGACGAUCGGCUUCCUGCGCGAGUCGGAGAUCAAGCACGGCCGCGUCGCGAUGGCCGGCUUUGUGGGCUACAUCGUGCAUGCCAACGACAUUCGCUUCCCGUGGGAUAAGGUUGCGAUGGCGGCGCCAAAGGGGCUCUCCCCGCAGGAGCUGUGGGACGUGACGCCGGAGGCGGCGAAAUGGCAGAUCAUCCUGACCAUCGCCUUCCUCGAGUUCUGGCGCGAGAACUCGUACAUCCUGAGCAAGGAGGGCGAGCAGCACUACAUGCGCGGCGGCAAGCCCGGCUACUUCCCCACCUUUUCCGAGCUGCCCCACCCGGUCUCUGGCCAACGUCGGCAUCCGGCCGUACGCGGGCGAGGUGAUGGCGCCGUUCGACGCCAACUUCCACCUCUUUUAGAGCGGACCCAGGUCAGCGGGGAGGGCGUGGCUCGCUGGGGCGGCGGCUCGCGCUGACCGCGCGCGCCCCUGCGCUGCCCCCCCCCUUUGUUGAUGACACCGGCGCGUAUCCUCUCUCUUGUGUGCAGUCUUGGCGCAUGUACCGAUCGCCGCUACGCGCGCGCUCGCGGGCGGGACGCCGUUGUACUCAACCUUGCUAGAGCGUCUCGCCACCUCUCCUGUGUCUCUCACUCCGCUCUCCACACACGCAGGCACAAAAAAUCGAGAGUCCCACACGCUCAAAACGUACGUACGCUAAU
This is a messenger RNA of Emiliania huxleyi CCMP1516, 929 nucleotides long. RefSeq names its product light harvesting protein. The record is from RefSeq and is a predicted model, not a curated record. NCBI's taxonomy places the organism in Eukaryota, Haptophyta, Isochrysidales, Noelaerhabdaceae. The transcript has 5 exons. Bases 25 to 687 code for a protein of 220 amino acids.